AUGAGGCUCCAGGCGCCCCUGGCGGUGCCGAUCGAGCGGCCGGAGGGAUUGCGGCUGGUGAAGAUGACGAAGUUCGUGGGGCUGGAGGCGGCGCCGUGGGAGGGCGGGGAGGACGAGGGCGUGGCGUGGGCGGGCGACCAGGCGGUGAUUCGGUGGCGGUACGGGGAGGACGGGCAGCCGGAGAGCAACGCGAGGUUUGUGCGCUGGUCAGAUGGCAGCCUGAUGCUCUUUGUGGGCGACGAGGCGUUCGAUGUCACUGAGCAGGACACAACGAUCGACCACACCUAUCUGUUUUUGCGGCACGAGAGCCUGAUGCAGGGCAUGUGCCAGCUGAAGGAGAAGCUCGUCUUCCGGCCUGCCCAGGUGAAGAGGCUGUCAAUGGCCACCACCCCAGGCAAGGCAGAGGGGCCUGCACAGAGGAAGGUGAAGAUGACGGCCAACCUUGUGGACCCCAUCAAGGAGAUGGAGAGCCGCAGCAAGCGCCAGGAGGAGAUGAUCAGGAGCAGUGAGCACCUGAAGCGUCGCCAGCAGAAGAAGAUGCGUGGCUACCAGGGCUUCCGACUGGAAACCUCUUACCUGGAGGAGGACAUGGAUGAGGAUGAAGAGGAAGAUGGGCAGGGCGAGGGGGGAGAUAGGGGGCUAGCUGCCCUCUCUGCUGAGCGGGCCAGGAGGAGCCUGAAGCAGCAGCGCAGGGUGGACGAUGAGCAGGAGGCUCUUGCCGAGCAGCGCAUUCUGCGAGCCAAGCGUGAGGCACCUCAUGAAGACGCCACACCGGUGCCCAAACGCAGGCGGAGAUCUCCCAUCGACGAAGAGGAGGAGGAUGCCUACGCUCAUGAAGGCAGGGAGGAGGAAGGAGAGGCCUCAGAUGCUGAGGAGGCCGACUAUGACCCCACGGCAUCCCAGAGUCGCGGGGGUCCAAGGACCGCCAACGGCCGUGUACAUGAUGCCGAAGGGCAGGCAGGACAAGGAAAGCAGGAGGAAGAGGAUGAAGAGGAGGAAGAAGAGGAGGACGAUGAUGAGCUGGUGGGCGUGAGGAUGAGGCGCCGGCCAGUGGUGGUGAUGUCGUCGGAUGAUGAUGAAUAG
Messenger RNA from Ostreobium quekettii, 1083 nucleotides. NCBI's taxonomy places the organism in Eukaryota, Viridiplantae, Chlorophyta, Ulvophyceae, Bryopsidales, Ostreobiaceae. The record is from the annotation of a GenBank genome assembly.